Messenger RNA from Botrytis cinerea B05.10, 846 nucleotides. RefSeq lists its product as hypothetical. The record is from RefSeq and is a predicted model, not a curated record. The transcript has a single exon. The coding region runs from base 408 to 743 and encodes 111 amino acids. Lineage: Eukaryota; Fungi; Ascomycota; Leotiomycetes; Helotiales; Sclerotiniaceae.
GCAGCAAAUUCGUUCUUCAUUUGUUUAAUAUCAGAAUCCAUUUCUUCACUAUUCAAUAUUUAAGGGACCAUUGCAACAGUUCCAAGAUAUCCGAACCAAGGCUUCAAGAGAAAUUAUCAAGUAAAUCUUUGCUGUGUCCCGUCACUUUUUAUACCCACUGAUAGCAUCACAAUUUGCAAUCCGCAUCCAUCUUGGUUAAAUUCUGCUAUUGCAUUGCAUGUAGUCAAUUAGAUAAUGUGCCAGGUAAGCACACAUGACAAAUAAAAUCUCUGUGCCGCAUGUACCACAGCCCCUGCACUAAAUUCAGAAGGAGUACAAGAUGAACCUCUACAUCUUUGAUCACUCUCCUCGCAUUUCUCUUCCCCUUCCCUACAACCAAACCCCACAGCAUUCAAUCCCAAAAAACCAUGACACCCCCCGCCUCAUCCCCCGCCAAACACGAAUGGCUGGUCGUUCUCCCCGACCACCCAGGCGUGCUUGAAAAGCGUCUCGAAGCCCGUCCCAAGCAUCUCGCCGGCGUAAAGCCGCUCGCUGAAGCCGGAGCCAUACUUUUCGGAGGCGCGUUCUUUGAUGAUCUACCGCCAGAUGGCGAGGCGCCCCGAGUAAAAGGAACAGUGCUUCUAACCUAUGCGGAGAGCAAGGAAAAGGUCUUGGAGCAACUUCGUCAGGAUGAAUAUACCAAGAGUGGUGUGUGGGACUGGGAUAAAGUGCAGGUUUAUGGGUUCAAAACUGCUUUGAGAUAGGGUUUGGAAGGUGGGAUAUAGAGUUAAGAACGUGGUACUGCUACCAUGGUAGAUGGUUUCCAAAAUAUGCGAUGAAGCGAAUGAAGUCAGUCUGUGUAUUGGA